Messenger RNA from Amblyraja radiata (thorny skate), 7687 nucleotides. It is a transcript of the gene trip11, whose product is annotated as thyroid hormone receptor interactor 11. Gene Ontology annotation, molecular function: small GTPase binding. Gene Ontology annotation, biological process: Golgi organization; endoplasmic reticulum to Golgi vesicle-mediated transport. Bases 555 to 6122 code for a protein of 1855 amino acids. Lineage: Eukaryota; Metazoa; Chordata; Chondrichthyes; Rajiformes; Rajidae. Gene Ontology annotation, cellular component: Golgi apparatus. The record is from RefSeq and is a predicted model, not a curated record. The transcript has 20 exons.
CGUGUGGCUGCUGACGCCGACAACAUGGCGGCCGUUGAGUUGGCAGGACGACGACGACGGCGGCGGCGGCCCGAGCGCGGCUGACGGCCCCGACCCGACCCGACCCCUCCACCGUCAUCGUCACCGGUACCGCCACCGGCAAGAGCGGCCGCAUCACGUCUGACUCACCGCGGUUGUGACCAGGCGGAGACCGCCUCGCCGGACGGGUGCCUCCUCAACGAGGACUCGCUCCCACAAGUGCUUCCCUCUCCUCCUUCUCCCUCCUUCUAUCUCCUCUCUCCCCCUUCUCUCUCUUCUUCUUGUCCUCCCUUCCCCCUCCUUCUCCCUACUCCCUCCCUCCUCCUCCCUCUCCUCUUUCCCCCUCUCCUAUUUCUCCCUCCCAUCUCCUCUCUCCCAUCUCCUCUCUCCCAUCUCCUCUCUCUCCCUUCUCCUCUCUCUCCCUCUCUUCUCCUCCUUCUCCCUUCUCCCUCGCUUCUCAUUCUUCUUCUCUCUCCUUCCCCCUUCUCCUCCCUCCUUCUUCUCCUCCCCUCUUCUCCCCCCAUCUUCUCCUCGCCAUGUCUUGGUUCGGGGGCAUCAGCUCGGGUCUCGGGCAGGUCGGCGGCAGCCUGUCCUCCCUGACAGGCCAACUGUCCAACUUCACUAAGGACAUGUUGGCAGAAGGCGUCGAGGAAGUGCAAGAUGCUACUGGUGAACUGCAUGUAUCCAAUUCCAAACUGAGGGACAUUGAAACAGCUUACACCACACAGAAAUCAGAGUAUGAACGGUUGAAGAAACUUUAUGCAGAUGUCGAAGAGAAAGCAACAGCAGCAGAACUCCAAAUAAAGCACCUCUCAUCUGACUAUAGAACCCAGCUACAGCAGAAAGAAGUGAUGAUAAGCCAUUUGAAAUCCAGGCAGAAUGCAUUACAGGACCAAGUGCAGAAGCUUCAGUCUGUUGCUCGGACAACACAGACAGAAACCAGUAUUACCACGUCGACAGCAUCUGCUGACUUUUUACCUGGUGAUGUGCCUCACGCUCUCACGUUUGAUGGAGACACUGGGGAUUUUGGAGAUGUCAUCUGGUCCCAACAUGAGAUCAAUAGACUUUCCAAAGAGGUGUCGAGGUUGGAGACUAUCGUUGCCCAUUGGAAAGCAUUGGCGGAGGAAAAUAAGGGCCAAGGGACUCUCAGCUCUGACCAGGAUGAUGUUUACAAGCUGCAAAAGACCAUUGAGGAGGUGAAGCAACAGCUCAGCCGGGAGAUUGAUGAGCAUCAGCAUGAGUUGUCUACUCUCCAGGAUGUACAUCAGCAGAAAAUAACUACUCUGACAAAUCGACACAGGGGCGAGCUUGCCGAAUACGAGGAACGGAUUGAGGAGCUGGAGCAGCAAUUGCAAGAUACAGAGAAAGACCAGAAAGGAACGAAUAACUCUCACGAUAAUAAUUUUAAUGGGCAAGAAGAUGUUCAAGAACUGAAAGCAAGCCUGCACUUAUUGAACCAUGAAAAAGAAGAGCUACAAAAAGAAAAGGUGGCUUUCCAACAGGAGCUCGCGAACCUGCAGGCUAGUCAGUGGAAUGAAUCUGACCUUAAUAGUCUGGCCUUGGAAGUGAGUGAGCUAAGACACAACUUGUUGACCAAAGAGAGUGAGCUGACGGAGAUAUCCAUGCAGAGAGACACGUUAAUGACAGAGUUGGAAGAAUUGGACAAACAGAAUCAAGAAGCUACUGAACAUUUAAUUAGAUCCAAAGAUCAACUGGCGCAGCAACGAAAAGAUUCCGAAGAAAAGAUCGUAAAACUGCAGUCAGAGCUGGAGAUCCUUGUGGCUGAUAAAGCAUCAAUGGUGCAAGAGCUGGAAACUCAGAGAGGCAAGCUGAGCCAGAGUGCUUUUGCACUUAAUGAGUUGCACAUGAGCAAGCAGCAGCUGGACAUGAAAGUCAAUGACCUAACGGAGAAGUUGCACAAAUCACAGGUGGACAAUUCAGGCUUGAAGGCCGAAGUCACAAGUCUGGCAAGGAAGCUACAGGACACAGAAUCUCAGCUAGCGGUGGCCAAAACGGAGUUAACCCAAGCAGCUCAGCAAACUCCAAGCAAUGUGUGUCAAGAUGAAUUACUCCAAGAUAAAGAUCGAGAAAUUUCAGAGCUGAGGAAACAGGUUUUGGAAACAAGGUGUAUUAGUGAUGAGUUGCAAACAGAACUUUACGAUCUUAAAAUCCGAAAUAAAAAACUUGUUGCAGAUAACGAUGAGGCCAACGUAACCUUGGGCAGAGUUGGAGAACAACUUGAGGAGACCGUUUUCAGUAAUAGUGAGUUUUCGAAGGAGACCAGCACUUUGCUGGAGGCAGUGAGAAUGGAGAAAGUCCAGCUGCAGUCAGAGCUGAGCCAGGCUGAGAAACGGCUGAAUGAGGAAGCACAAAAGUACGAGCAGACCAUCAAGGAAUUAACAGAGGCCCAAAGUUUAGAUGCUACGACUUUGCAGAAAGAGCACAACCGUUUAAUCAAGUCGAUCCAAGAGAAGGAUUUUACGAUUGAAGAACUCAAACGUAAUAAGCAGCUGUUGGAAUUGGACCAUGACGAAACCAAAGAAAUGCUGAAAUCUAGUUUGGAGGGACAGCAGCAGUUGACAGAUCUCCUGAAAGAAAAAGAGACAUUUGUUGAAACAUUAAAGGCACGAGGUCUAGAAUUGCAGCAAGAGAUUGAAAAGAACGUAAAGAUUUUUAGAGAAUGUGAAUCCCUGAAACACAACCUCGAGGAGAGAGAUCGGCAAUUAAGCGUGAUGAAGGAGGAGAAUAACCACCUGAAGGAAGAAAUAGAUCGACUUGGGGACCAACAGAGUAGGUCUCCGCCCAUUGCUGAACCCAAGACUCUUGAUAUAAUAACAGAGCUGGAGACUGAAAUAACUGAAUUGAACAACAAAAGGAACAGUCUGGAAGAGGAAGUAAGGCUUCACAAAAAGUCUGUGGAGGAACAAAAGCAGAAUGUUCUGCAGCUUCAGCGUUCUGCGCAGGAUCGAGGGGAUGAAGCCAAAACCCAGUGUGAGGAAAUUACUUCAACCUAUGGAAAGAUAAUUUCCGAAAAAGAUGAUAAAAUCGGCAACCUUCAGGAAUCCAUCAACCAAUUGAAAAUGCAAAGGGAAUUUCAGGUUGUUCCCACAGAUGCUCCAGUCAUUCUCCAAGAGAUUAAAGUGCAAACAGUGAAUGGAGAAAAUGGAAAUGAAAAGCAUGAUUUGUCUAAAGUGGAGAUUGAUAGAUUAGUUCAUGGUAUAAAAGAAAAGGAAAGGGAGAUAAAGUUACUGAAUGAGAAGAAUUUGGCUCUGGUUAAGCAGUUGGAUCAGCUCUCUCUUUUUAAGGAUGAAGUGGUCAAGCUAACUCACAUCAUUCAGCAGAAGAACAUGGAAAUCCAAACUCUUAGUUCCAGGGUGACCUCUGGCAUCCACGGGCAGAUGGGUGCGGAUGUGGCCUACUUACAGCAGCAAUUGCAGGUGUAUGCUAUGGAGAGAGAGCAAGUGUUGGCAGUGUUAAAUGAAAAGACAAGGGAGAACAGCCAACUGAAGACUGAAUAUCACAGAAUGAUGGAUAUUAUUGCCGCAAAGGAAGCUGCUCUUUUGAAGCUUCAGGAAGAAAAUCUGAGGAUGGUCAAUAAGGCUGCAAAUGAGGGUGAGGACAUGGUACGGGAAACGAUCCAGAAUUUGUCUCGGAUUAUCCGUGAGAAGGAUAUAGAAAUUGAUGCUCUUCGUCAGAAAUGCCAAACUCUGGUCACUGUUCUGCAGACCUCCGGAAUGGGGUCUAAUGGUCAGUCAGGCCUCGUGAGCAGUAAUCAGUUUGAAGAACUCUUGCAAGAGCGUGACAAAUUAAAGCAGCAAGUGAAGAAGAUGGAGGAGUGGAAGCAGCAGGUGAUCACCACUGUUCAAAACAUGCAGCACGAGUCGGCUCAGCUCCAGGAUGAGCUCCUUAAGCUUCAGGGUCGACUGUCUACAGAUGGAGACUGCAACUCUCAGCUUCAGAUAGACUACAACAGUUUAAUUCAUAGUUACGAGCAAAAGGAGAAGAAGUUGCAGACCCUUAGCCAAGAGCUUGCAGAGGUCCAGCAAAGCAUCGGGCAGCUCAGCAGUACCAAGCAUCUGAUCUUGGACAAGUUGGACAGUGUGCCCCCAGAACCACAAGUAGUUGCAACAAGCACUGGAAUAUUGCACAUGAAACCUUCUUCCCAUGGAAGUUCAUCAGUGGAAAACUUGAACCAAAUAAAAGAACUGCAGCAAGAGGUGGAACGUUUGAGUAAAAUAUUGGAAGGGAAAGAAGCCACAAUAGUGGCAUUUCAAAAUAGUGCUGAAUCAUUAGCACCAAAGCCAGUGAAUGGAAAAAGCGAUGUAGCUCUGGAGGUCAAGCAAAUGAAAGACAAGAACGCAGAGUUGCAAAGAUCAUUCAGGGAAAAAGAUCUUCUCAUCAAAUCGAAAAGUGAUCAGUUGUUGUCAGUUACAGGCUGCUUGAGAAACAAGGACAAUGAAAAUGAAGUUUUAAAGCAGGCUGUCACUAAUCUGAAGGAAAGAGUUUUGCUUUUGGAAAUAGACAUCCGUAAGUCUCAAGAGGAGAAUGACCAAAUAAUAGCCAAGUCCCGGGAAAAGGAAACUGAAUUCCGAGCCCUGCAGGAGACUAACAUGCAAUUCUCCAUGAUGUUGAGAGAAAAAGAGUUUGAAUCAAAUUCCAUGAGAGAAAAAGCUUCUGCAUUGGAAAAGGUGUUAAAAGAAAAAGAGGAGGGGAAGUCUGGCGAAUUAAAUCAACUGCUUUACGAAGUCAAAUCGAUGCAGGAGCAAGCAGGAAUGUUUCAGCAUGAGAGAGACCAAGUUAUGCUGGCCCUCAAACAGAAGCAAAUGGAAGCCACUGCAUUAGUGAAUGAAUUGCAGCAUAUGCGUGAUAAAGAGCAGCGUCUAAACCAGGAACUGCAGCGGCUCCGAAGCCACUUACUUGAGAUGGAGGAAUCGUACACCAAGGAGGCCUUGGCAGCCGAAGACCGGGAGACUGAGUUGAGGAGGAAGAUUACGUUCCUGGAGAAAAAGUUGGCAUCGUCUUCUUGUGCGGUGGAAAGUGCUAGCCACCAAGCCAGUCUUCAAGUGGAGUCCUUGCAAGAACAGCUUCAGGUUAUUGCAAAACAGCGCGAUGAAGCGGUGAUGCAGUUGAGUACAUCUCAAGAACAAGUCAAGCAGUACGCAAUGUCACUAACCAACCUGCAGAUGGUGAUAGAGCAGUUUCAAAAGGAGGAAAAAGCAAUGUAUGCAACUGAAUUGGAGAAAUAUCAGAAGGACAUUGCAGAGUGGAAAAAGAAAGCAUUAAGUCUUGAGAAAACAGUUGCAGAAUUAGAGGAGCACUUACAGGAAGCAAAUGCUGCUUUGGAUUCUGCGUCAAGACUAACUGACCAAUUGGAUCUUAAAGAAGAGCAGGUGGAAUAUCUUCAAAAGGAAGUUGUUGCUCAAAAGGACAUGUUGGACGAUGGCCAGAGAAAAUUAUUGAGCCUGGUCAACAACAAUGAAGGGAAAAUUGAUAAGGUUUUGAUGAGAAAUUUGUUUGUCGGCUACUUUCACACUCCGAAAAACAAGCGCAAUGAAGCAAUGCGACUGAUGGGAAGUGUCCUGGGAUUAAGGCGAGAAGAGAUUAGUCAGCUCUUGGAGAGUGAACAUCGUGGCGUUACGGGAUGGAUGACCAGUUGGCUUGGUAGCAGAGCUAGUGGAACCCAAAGUGUACCAAAUACCCCACAAAGGCCAAAUCAGCAGACAGUCUUCAACAAUUCUUUCUCGGAAAUGUUUGUGAAGUUCCUGGAAAUAGAAUCUCGACCUUCCCUUCCGCCACCAAAGCUUCCAAUUUAUGAUAUCCACCCCCUUGGACACACACCUGCAGCUAGCCAGCAAGCCCGUGGUUUUCCUGCUCAUACAUCUGGCGCAUCUGGAGCAGGUCUACUGAAGAAACCAGAGUCCAGUCCAUUCUUGGCUCCACGAUCUGCUGCUGUGCCUCUCAUGACCUCAGCAGCUGCCAGUUCCGCUGGGUCUCCGCAUCUCCUCAUGAAACCAAUCUCCAGCGCCCUUCCCACUUUCACACCCCUACCAGUGUCGUCAGACUCCAGUGCCGGGACUGUACUUAAAGAUCUCCUCAAGCAAUAAAAAAAAAACUGGAGCUAAUCCACUAAAGCACUUUAAAGUGAACAUUACACUAUAGACUACUCGAGCACAGAGGGAUCUUGUACUGUGUGCAUAAAGCUCCCAGAGAUAUAAUUGCAUAUCGUAAAUGUGCAGCUUUCAGCUAAGCCUGUGAAGGUUGCAAGAAUGUCAGCCCAAAAUCGACUUGGGGAGCGAUUGGCCCAACGAGUAGGAAUAAGUUUCCCCCUUUCCAAAAAGCUAGCUAUAAAUACUUGUUAUAAACACGCCGCGUUGCUGAAAGCAGGUACUGUAUAUUUGGCACUUAUUCGAGCAAUUAUAGCUCAGAAGGAAUUCACAGAGGCACCGAAUCUUAGCUUCCCUGCAGGAUCCUAAUGGGCCUUGUGUCGUUGCAAACUGUAAUGGCUUUUCAUAACAUCCUUCCAUGGGAGGAUUAAAGUAAAAACCUCUUCAGUACAGCUCCAAAGAAAUAAAAUAGCAGUGUUGUGUAUUAAAAGCGGACUCUUCCAGACUGUUCAAAGUCAUACCUGCCAUGGUAUAAAUACAUUUAUUUUAUCACACUGCCUUUAACUGCAUAUGUGAAGUAGCUUUAGUGGUUGGCAAGAUUUGCUGUGGUUCAUGAAUCCUGAGCAUUGAGAAGAAAUUGAAAAAUAUUUUCCCUGCCUCUUCCCUCCACCUCCCUCACCAUCCAGCUAUGAAGGAUCAAGAUCUUAUUGUGCUGAAACUUCCUAAAAUUAAGAUUAAUGACUGCUGUAGAGACCUAAUCAGAUUAUCAAUGAAAACAUUUUUUUUUCUGUUUGAAAAGCUAACUCCAUUACAAAUGAAUGCCAUGUAAAAUAAUUGAAUGUCACAGUUGUGAAGACAGGUCUUAAAACCAGUUUGUAUUCUUCAUUUUACGUUAUAACCUAUCAGAAACUUGAUUGCAGACUUCUGGUUUGAAGCUUGAAAUUAAUAUACUCUCAAUGGCUGAAUCGUCUCACCCAUUCACUGUUUGAUGAGUGAUUUUACUUUAGGCCCUCAGAGGAACAGCAGACUUUCAUUUGCAUUCCAUGGGUACACAAAAUUUUCCUGAAAAUUGAAAUAACUCUCGCAAACACCUCAUCUGCACAGUAACACCAGUUACUUCAGUCAUACCUUAAUGUAUUUCAUGUUGGUCAGUGCCAAGGGAUGUAUAAUUUGUGUGUGAAAGGCAGUGGUUUGGCAGUUUGAUGAUCUACCAGAUUUUGUAUUAUAAUUCUGUUGGUAUAAUUUAUGCAACUCUGGGUUCUGGGCUUUUGAAUUGUUGCAGGCCUUUCUGUAAAAUGAUUCUAAUUACAGCUCACUGUAUCAGUGAGAGAGAAACAAGUUAACAAUCUGCACCAUUGUUCUUUAUAUAAAUUGUUUGUCUUUUCUGUCCAUGACUUGUUUUUCAUCUGAGGCGUCUACAGAUUUAUAAGGUACAGCAUUCUUAAGCUCUAAAUUAUCCAUAGCUGAUUUGGUAUGUUGGCUAUUGUUGUACAAUAUUGUGGUUAGCUAAAAGAAUGACGUUCUUGGAUGCAUUAAAAUCCAUUAUUGUAAGCUGUUAAUAUCCA